Messenger RNA from Nicotiana attenuata, 714 nucleotides. RefSeq lists its product as uncharacterized. The record is from RefSeq and is a predicted model, not a curated record. The coding region runs from base 1 to 714 and encodes 237 amino acids. NCBI's taxonomy places the organism in Eukaryota, Viridiplantae, Streptophyta, Magnoliopsida, Solanales, Solanaceae. The transcript has a single exon.
AUGGAUUUUACUCAAAGCCAUUAUGACUAUUCCCUCUUCACCAAAAGAAUAGGCGCUAAUCUUGUAGUCAUCCUAGUUUAUGUGGAUGAUUUGUUGGUAACUGGCAGCAACUUACUUCUUAUUCAGCAAGUCAGAAAAGAUUUGCAAGAGAACUUUAAAAUGAAGGAUCUAGGGGAGCUAAAAUAUUUCCUUGGCAUUGAGUUCUCAAGGUCUCAAAAGGGUAUCCUAAUGUGUCAAAGGAAAUAUGCCCUAGAAUUGGUAUCCGAACUUAGCCUAGCAAGAGGAAAAUCAGCCUAUACACCUCUUGAGUUUAUUCAAAAACUUACCUCUGUUGAGUUUGAUCAAAUAGUAAAAGAUAGUGACUCUGAAGAUGUGCAACUUGAAGAGAAGGGAAAUUAUCAAAGACUAGUUGGGAGGCUCCUGUACCUAAUAAUGACAAGACCAGAUAUAGCCUUUGCUGUUCAGGUACUCAGUCAGUAUAUGCAUGCACCUAAGACUUCUCACAUGAAAGCUGCUGAGAGAGUAGUGAGAUAUAUCAAGUCUACACCUGGACUUGGUCUGUUCAAGCCAACAGGAAGGUGUAAUAAACUAAUAGCCUAUUGUGAUUCAGAUUGGGGAGCUUGUGUUGAGUCUAGGAGGUCAGUCACAGGGUAUGUGGUUAAAUUUGGAGAUGCACUGAUUUCCUGGAAGUUAAAGAAACAAGGGACAAUAUGA